Messenger RNA from Pelmatolapia mariae (spotted tilapia), 1830 nucleotides. RefSeq lists its product as uncharacterized. Gene Ontology annotation, cellular component: external side of plasma membrane. Lineage: Eukaryota; Metazoa; Chordata; Actinopteri; Cichliformes; Cichlidae. The transcript has 6 exons. The record is from RefSeq and is a predicted model, not a curated record. Bases 1 to 1506 code for a protein of 501 amino acids. Gene Ontology annotation, molecular function: signaling receptor binding. Gene Ontology annotation, biological process: T cell receptor signaling pathway; regulation of cytokine production.
AUGUGUACAGGUGGCAGCAGGAGGGCUGCAGCCGUUGAAUGUAGGCUACUGUUACAGCAACCGUGUGAUCACUGUAAGGGUGGACAGCGCACGGCUCGGGGUGAGCCGGAGGCUGGUGCGCCAGCGGGACCUGCCAAGCUGGAGACGGAGGUCGAGGUGCGCGGGGGUCCUGCCAUGCCUGAGAGCGGCAUGCUGUCCGCUUCGGUACGCAGGCUGCAUGGUCCUGUGUGCCGGCCGUCUGCCCAGCUGCCUGUGAGCCCCAGCUCACUUCCACGUCUGCUGUGCCACCGCUGCUUGCCAUAUGGGUGGCCAUCGGGCCAGCUCCAGGGCUUCUGCUGGAGGGGCAGGCAACUGCCAGAGUGGACCUUCCCCAUCGCUGGGCUGGGGCAUGGGGCGCCGAUGGUCCGGGCCGAUUCCCUUGCCUGCUCGUGGGGUGGGGUGAAGCGGGCGAGGGGGGAAGAACGUCUGAAGCCAGGGGACUGGGUGCUGAUAAAGGUCAUAAAGAGGAAGUGCUGGUCAAAGCCACGCUAUGCUGACAACACCAACAGCUGUGAAAACCGCAGAACAACCCACCUGGAUACACCAAAGCCACUGCAAGAAGGUGACACACAUCCAGGCCAGCUUGGAGUAAGUGGCAGGAAGACCGGUAGUGAACUUACAGGAACAUAUACCACUACCAACGUUUGGAUCGAUAUCUGCAUCGAUCUGCACACCCUUGUCUCCUGGAUUGUAGCUCAGAUCAGCGUGAACCACGUGGGUCUCUGCUCCCUGAUCUGUUUCUUAAGACUUCCAGCUUCAUCACGGAGUUUCUCUCGGUUUGUGGGCUCAUCUAAAGGGAUAAAAUACGUCUAUAUACUUUUUGUGUCCCAGCUGAGUAACAGCAGAAGAGUCUGGUGGAGCAACAGAGGAACAAUUUCAGCCAUUUGGACUCAGCUCAGCCACUACAGAGGAAACAAUGACUUCAACACAGAAGACCAGAAAAACAUCACAGCUGGAUCUGGACAGGAUGUCACUCUGACAUGUCGAGCUCCAAACAAAAACAAGAUCACAGUUUUAGAGUGGAGCAGAGCUGAACAGCAAAAUGAAAAUGUCCUUUUGUACCACAAUGAGCGGUUCUAUCUAGAUGACCAGCAUCCAUCUUUUAAGAACCGGGUGGAUCUGCAGGACAGACAGAUGAAGGAUGGAGACGUGUCUUUGAUUCUGAAGGAUGUGACGAUUAAUGAUACUGGAACAUACGAGUGUCGUGUCAUCACAGGAGGAACAAACCGCAGGAAGAGCCCAAAUGUGGGUGCCAGCUUCAUCUACCUGAGUGUUUCUUCUCCAGGUCAGACAGGAGGACAAGAGAAGGAUGAAGUCAACAAAGGUGGAGGAAAGGAAGACAAAGAGAAGGAGGAUGGAUCUGUGGGACUGAUAGUUCUUAGUCUGCUUCUUGUAGCUGCUGCUUCUGUUGGUUUUGUGAAGUACAAAGAAAAUGCAAAAAAAUGUUUGAACAUGUUGUUCAAAUAAGCAUUCCAGAUAGAGAGAAAUGUCCAGCAGACAUCUGUAGACUUCAAACAUCCAUAAUUUGAUUUUAUUUCUCAUUUCUCUGAUUAUGUUCAGACUCAGACCAACAGUGUGCGUCUGUGCUGUCUGUUUAUUCAUCCUCUACUCACUUACCUGGAGGAUCAACUAUCCAUCAAGCCUGUUCAUGCGAUUCACUGACACAAACUAAAACUGUAACAUACAGGAAUUUAUGAGGCAUAAUCUAACAAUCAAUGAGUGUUUUUUUUCUUGUAGCUUCAGGUUCAGCAGCUGUUUAUAAACUUAUUCUGUGAAUUUGAAUCACAAAAA